UUCAACAUGGCGGCUGGCAGCUGAGUUUUGCUAGCCGCGCUGUUUGUUUUGCUUUUCGUUCACGAAUAUCUGUUCGAAGACCUUGCAGUUAGGAUUCAAGAUGAGAGCCGUUUCAUUUCUAGAUAAAGUAGAGUAUGAAUUUAUUGGCAACUUUAUGCAGCACGCAAUCUGCCUGGGAGAUGUCGACAACGACAAGAAUAUUGAGCUGGUGGCCGGCAACCUUCAGGGUGAUCUCGCUGUCUUCAAGUUCCAGCAACCUAGACCAUGGGCAUUGGCAUCAAACUUGGGGGCGGUGGCUACUGUGAUUGUUGGCGACAUCCUGAAUGACUCUCAGAACAAGGUUCUCAGCAUCAGCUGUGAUGGCUGGUGCCACAUGUUCACUCUGCAGGCAGAUGCAAAUGAGGAUGACAGGAGGCAGCUGCAGCCUUUCCACACCCAGCGGUUACCAGCAAACACAAAGAUGGCCCUGCUAGCUGAUAUCAACAAGGAUGGGAAGAUUGAGCUGAUCCUUGGCCUGACCGAUCGUGUUGUUCGGACAUACCAGUGGAGUUCGCUAAGUGAGAAUGGAACUGAAGGCCAGGGCAAGCUGGUGGGCCUGCACAAGUGGGAGUUUGCAAAUCAGGUGGGCAAUAUCUCGCUCAACAACACACCAGAAGGGGGCUUGGCCAUUCUGGUGGCACAGCCUGGUGGCACCUACAUCAAGCUUGACUUUGGCAUGUCCAAGGUUGGCAGCAGCCCCACCGACACUACUGCCAGCAAUGGGACAGCGCCCGAAGACGGUGCCCUGCUGAUGUCGGUGGGUCCACAGCACCACAAGCUGGGCCUGUCCCACAUGCGCAAUCCCAACGUCUCAUCGGUCAUUGCGGGCAGCAUCCGAGGCACCACCCGUGCUAAGGAGCCGGUCAACUCCCUCAUGGCUCUGGCCACCCUGGAUGGCACGCUGAUGCUGGUUGACGACGGAGACAACAUCCUGUGGUCCCUGCAGGUGGACCACCAGCUGUUUGCCCUUACCAAGAUGGAUGUAGUGGGGGAUGGUCGUGAAGAGGUGAUAGCCUGUGCUUGGGACGGCCAGACGUACAUUGUCAAUGAAGAACGGCAGGCGGUGCGGUUCCAGUUUGAUGAGGCAGUGUGCACGUUCACAGCUGGUAAUCUGACUCUGAGUCCUGGUGAGGCGCUGCCCUCCCUAGUCUAUGCAACGUUUAACAAUCGCAUCGUAGUGUACUACAACAUCACCUUCACAAACAUGGCCACGCAGUCGCUGCUGGAUGACACUCAGCUUGUGGCCAAGAUUAACGCCCUUGUGCCAGGUGUGGACCCGCGCAAGUUUCUCCAGUGGUGUAUGUAUGGAUCGCGCCCACUGCUAGGGGAUCAAGUACAUCCUGCGGAGAGCGAUGACCCAGAUGGAGGAACUGAAGAUGCCGGAUGAGCUACAAGUUCAGUCGCCAUCCUGAGACUACACCGAUCAUUGCGCUUGUCCGUUCAGCAAUUUAGGCUCGUUAAGAUACCUGCUACCACCUUUACCAGAGUUUAUUAUGUCCAAUCCUUACGACGUCGUUACCUUGAUAUGACGGGAAUUUGACGUCACCAGCUGCCGCUGCGACGGUCACUACUGCGUCUAAAGAGCAUGCGCAAACUGAAUGUAUUGUACGAGUCUGUUUAUUUGCCGUGAUGCUUUGAACAAUAGUAAAGUGUGACCUAUAUGUACAGUUGGCGUCAAAAGUUUGUGGGGCGCGCUAUUUCGAAAGAAUCCGCAGCCAUGAAUUUGGACCUGCAGCCUGGACUAGCGCAUACUUGAUCAACAUGGCGCCGUUCUCCUUUGAGGUGCAAGCAAAUACUGAGUGGGGAUCGGACUUUAUCGGUCUACGUGCGCACCGUAAACCUUUCACGCCGACUUUACGAUGCCGUUUUAUGUCUAAGCCUUUUUAUAUGUCUUACAGCCUGUUUUCAGUGGGACAAAUGAAAAAAAGAAACAUUUUAUGUGCAAUAAGAUAUGAGGAUUCCGCGCUUCUGUUGCAACUGCCAGCUAAAAUUCACCAGUAUUCUCUUCAUAUCGUGUCGUAAAAGUUGUACAAGCAUAACAAAAUCAAGGUCAGCAAUGUCACAGAUCAUUAAGCUUUCCCUUGUGUCGCACAUUUACCUGCCCACCUCAUCCUCAAACUGUACAGAUGAAUGAAGCAGUGUAAUGCGCGUCGGUACGGUACACAAGCCACAUCUCGUGACCAGCGAGUGAUGUGAAGUAUGCGCCGCAGUUUCACAGAAGCGCUGGUCUUUCCUCUUCACUUUUGCGAGCAGAGCCGUAGCAGAUGGUUGGCUCUGCGAAUGGAUGAACAUUUUUUCUUGUUCUGCACUGUUCGCAAUUUGAGAACGCACACUUUUAUGCCUCAUGUAGUCUGCCUUGUUUUGUGUUUGCCCUGGCCGUCAGAACACUGUGGAGGUUAAAAUUGUUGUAUUGUAUGUAUGAUUUAUUGUGUUCGUAUAGUCUAACUGGGAUUGAUGGCGCGGACGAUAGAACCACAGAUUGUAGUCAGGUGGGUGGCCUUGCAGGCCUGUGGCAGACGGCCUUCGCAUAAUAUUUUGUUUUUAGUUUUCGGGAUCUCCCUUCUAAUGUUAAAAAAAUGCGAGAAGUGUUGUCGUGUUGAAAAUUAUUGAUUUAGCACACUCGGUCACAAAUUUACAAUUUUUUCACACGCCUAAACAUUCGGUAGUUGAAAUGCUUGUUAUUCAUUGUGUUCUAACCAGCUGUACAUUUAGGAUAGAAAGAUACCCUUAGUUGUGCAAAGUGAAUAUAACUAAUGUUGUGUUGCUUUGUUUUGUGCGCCACAUGCGAGCCUUAUUUUUUUAAGUCUGGUAUAAGUUGCUUUGUACAUUUAUAUGCUACAUUUGUAAGUUCACGAGCCUGUCAGUUUUAUCUGUAUGCUUGUUUCUUCGUUUUGAAAGUGAAAUCUCGCUCAAAUAAAGCUUUCUUUGUGUGUUUUUACAA
Molecule: messenger RNA, 2980 nt
Organism: Dermacentor albipictus
Lineage: Eukaryota; Metazoa; Arthropoda; Arachnida; Ixodida; Ixodidae
Source: RefSeq, a predicted model, not a curated record